Messenger RNA from Miniopterus natalensis, 3775 nucleotides. The record is from RefSeq and is a predicted model, not a curated record. NCBI's taxonomy places the organism in Eukaryota, Metazoa, Chordata, Mammalia, Chiroptera, Miniopteridae.
AAUAAGCCAUGGAAGAAGUGAGCCAGCUGGGCCGUAUGGACUCAGGAAACAAGUUACAGAGGCAAAAGAAAGACCCUUGCAGCUUCGGAGAAAGAAAGGCUAAGAAAACACACCUGGGGAAGGAGAGGGGGAACGGCAAGGGUGUACUCGAGAGAAAGCUUGAGCACUCUGGGUCCUUCAUUUUAAGAGCUUUUACUUGGAGGUCUCAGGGGAGGAUCUUAAUAGAAUAUUCCUCAGCUUUCCAGAAGUGUCUCCUCAGGGUCCUGGUCUCCAUUGAUUGGUCAGCCCCCACCAGGGGAUCAUUAGUCAUCAAAGCCAGUCCUCAGCCAUGGUGUUUGGUUUUGCUGCUUUUCUGGGCCUGGAGCUGAAACACAACUGAGGCCUAGAUUUUAUCUCUAGUUUGACCAAGACUGUCAUCAACAGACCAGAGGCUUUGUGCCUAAGAUUAUUAGAUUCCGGUCAGAACCUCAUUGUCUUGAGGGCUUAAUGCUUAAGGGAAUGGCUGUGCGAAGGCUUGUAUGGGAGUCAUAUGAGGCUACUUUUCAGUCCCUUGUUCCUCUACGGGAGUCUACCACAUGAGUAGGGAAUGCCAGGGGAGGAAAGGUCAGGGGAGAGUCCAAACUGUGUAACCACGGGCAUGACCAGGGAUAUGCUAGGAGAGGAAAGGUCACCCUGGGAGUGAGGUCCCACCCUACAACUACCUCUUUUCUAGGCACCCUGGUGACUUUACGUACCUGGCCUUCCUACUCUGCUCAUAUGUCCAACUGCCUACUAUAUCGGGGGAGAGAGGGCAAGCUGGAGAAGGGUGGGUUUGAUGCUGGAGAGGACGAGGAAGAGGGUGAGAAGUCCCGGGGCAAAUGGAGUAGGGGCAGCAUGAAGUCCCCUGGCACUUGCUCCCACUGGAGGACUGGGAGGCUACAGACCAUGAGGAGGGGGAGCAGCUGAGACAGGGAGGGGAUGGAGACCAGCCCAGGGAUGUGGGCCUUAAAGAAGCUGGAAAGUUCCUGCGCUUACUAGGUUCUUAGUGUGGCCGUAGGUGGGCCCCGAUCAAAGCCCGGCUGCACCCCAUCGGGAUUGGGGUCGAGCCCCGCACGGCGGCGUUCCCACCGUCGAAGGUGCGAGAGCGCAUGCCCAGAGCUGCGCGCAUUGUCACGUGCGGCCCUCUCGCGCGGAUUGGGCCGCCCGCGAUCUUCGAUGGGAUUGGCUGGAGCGGUGGGGGCCGCGGCGCUGCGAUUGUAGGGACCGCCGCGGGCGCGUUCUGAGGGGCCCCGCCGCCCCGGGUGACCUGAGCUCGGGCCUUGGGAGCGGCCCCUCUGCCCCUGCCUGCAGCGGGUGGGGUCGGCGUGCCUGGACCCUCGGUGAGCCCGCCCCGACGGCCGCAGGCAGCCGGGGGCCAGCCCCCAGCCGCCCCCGGAUGGAGGUCCUGGACGAGUUCGACAAGGAGUUCCCGCAGAGUGUCACCUUCUGCCAGCUCAUAUCCGAGGAGGACUUCGAGAGGCAGGCGGCGACUUACACGGAGCGCGCGCUGCGCCGCCUCUUCCGCAGCCUCGACCGCAACCCCGCGCUGGCCGAGAGGGUGGUGCGAAAGGUCAAGCAGGCCGAGUGCGAGCGCCGCGGGCCGCUCUCCUUCCUCUGGGCGAAAUUCUUCUGUGCAGUCCAGGGGGAGCUGAACUUUUGCAACAGAAUGGGCGCCCAGGAGAUGCACCAGCGCCUGGAGCACCUGAAGAAGGGCAUCCACCGCGUGUACCUCUAUUCCCAGGAUGCCAAGAAGAAGAAGAGGAGAAGGAAGCCAAAAGUGAAGAAACCAGGACCUAUCCUCUUGAGGAACCAGUCAACCUCCCCAUGCCUGCCACCAACACUGUUGCCACCUCCGCCCCUGCCGCUGCCUCCGCCACUGCCACCACCUGCCACCACCAUACCCUCUGUGGUGGCCCCGCCACCCCCUGUCUACACUAUGCCCAGGGUCUUUGGCCCCUUUCCUGCACUGCGUAGCAAGUCGGUCAGUGGGUGUAUUGCCCUCUCCAUACAGCCCUGGGAGGGGCAGCCUGCUCAGAACCAUCCCCACAGCUCUUCAGGGCCCACAGCAGUGACUCUCAAACUUUCUUUCUAAGCAGCAGAGCCCUUUUAAAGACUGCAGGCAAACAGAUAAAGUGAUAAAAGGGGGGCUACUCUGAUUGAAGAGUUGGGGUGGGGGUUGAAGGCACAGAGCUCUACCUGCUUGGCCUCAGCCGAGCAAAGCAGCCCCAAAUGAACCAGGUAGAAUCCUAGAGCUGCCAAAGGACAGGUGGAGAACCACGGGCCCCCUGCUGUGUCUCUCCCCUAGGGUGUCAUUCUCUUGUAGUGCCCUUCCUGCCCUCCUGCUCCUCCUGACUCCUACUUCCCCAACACACUCACUCCAGCCGGCCACCCCACCCCCAGGCUGGAUUAGGACCUUCUCAAUUGUCUCCUAGCCCCCAUCCAGUUUGGUCUUCCUAACGCCAAGCUCAAGGUGGGCGCAGAGGAUGAGCCUGACAUGUUUGCUGAUUGAAUGAAAGUCGCAUAGUUUUCAUACAGGUGAUUUUUUUUUUUUCAUGGUAAGGCCCCCAAACUUGUCCUGAGAUUACCUUUGUUUCCUGCAGACAGAGAAAUUGGGAAUUUCAAGUUCUGAAGUGAAAUUAAACUGGACUGGCCUGUCAUCGAACCCAAGGAGCCGCAUGGUUGAUCUGACCCCCUUGGUUCUCAAUCCUGGAGGCUUCCAUUUCUCGUAUCUGCCCAGAAACAGUGUGCAGAAGCUCCAUUGCCCUGGCUUCCCGUGGAAGGACCCUUAUGUAAUCAGAGGUGCUGGAAAAGUUGCUCCCUAGUGUUUGUAAUGGUGAGAAAUCAGAAACAAACAGCUCAGAGGCCAACAGAAAGGGAAUGAUUCUAUCCACUGUGGGCAGCCCUAUGAUUUAUAUGCAUGCGUGUUUUGCAAAGCAGGGAUUUACUGAAUAUGGGAUUUAAAAAAAUUGCCCGUGUUUUCACUUACAGAUAUUAAGUAUUUUCUGUAUCAUUGUUAUUCCAAAAUAUGAUUUAGACUGUUUCAUUGCAUCAGAUGACUUUUUUUAACAGCCUUAUUGAGAUAUGAUAUUUAUAUGUCAUAUAAUUCACCCACUUAAAGUAUACAAUUCAGUGUUUUUAGUAUUUCACAGUUAUGAUCCAUCACCACAAUCAAUUUUAGCACAUUUUCAUCACCCCAAAAAGAAGCCCUUUAGCCAUCACCCCUCUAUUCUCCCUCCUCCAGCCCCUGGCAACCACUAUAGAUUUGCCUAUUCUGGACAUUUCAUAUAAAUGGAAUAACAAGAUAGGUGGCUUUUUAAUAUUUGGCCUCUUUCACUUGGCAUAAAGUUUUUAAGGUUCAUCCAUGUUGUAGCAUGAAUCGUUACUUAACAGUUUUUUAAAAUAUAUUUUUGUCUUUUAGAGUAGUUUAGGGUUCACAGUAAAAUUAAGCUAAAAGUGCAGAGUGUUCCCAUAUGCCUCCUGUCCUUGCCCCAUAGUAUCCCCACUGUCAACAUACCCACCAGACAUUUAUUACAAGCUAGGAACCUACAGUGAUACUUUAUAAUCAUCUGAAGUCCAUAGUUUACAUUAGGGUUCACUCUUGGUGGUGUACAUUCCAUGGGUUGAAUUUCUUUUUGUGGUUGAAUAAUAUUUCAUUGUAUGGAUAUAGACUACAUUUUAUUUAUCCAUUUGGGUUGUUUCCUUUUUUUUGCUUUUAUGAACGAUGCUGUUAUAAACUUUGUGUAUAAGUUUUUGUGUA